This is a messenger RNA of Zalophus californianus (California sea lion), 1683 nucleotides long. RefSeq names its product transmembrane and coiled-coil domains 6 (gene TMCO6). Gene Ontology annotation, molecular function: protein binding. The transcript is spliced from 12 exons. NCBI's taxonomy places the organism in Eukaryota, Metazoa, Chordata, Mammalia, Carnivora, Otariidae. The record is from RefSeq and is a predicted model, not a curated record. Bases 80 to 1561 code for a protein of 493 amino acids.
GCGCGGUCCGUGCCGCCUUCUAGGCUUAGGGACCAGCUUCCUGGCUCUGGGCUCCUUGCGAAUUUUCUCCAGCUCCGCCAUGUGGAGCGGACGGCAGGGCCGCCUCAGGCCGGUGGGCUGCGUAGUGGAGGAGCUACGGUGCCGCCGGCGGGAGCGGGAGGCAGCACUGAGGAAGGCGCGGAGGGAGCAGCAGUUGGUCAGUAAGAGGCUGCUGAGAGACGACGUCCUGGAGGAAGUCGAAGGGGGGUGUGUGGCCAAGAUCCUCGGGGAAGCUGAGAUCCAACAGUUCCUCCGGUUAGCGCAACGAGGGACAGAGGAAAAGGAGAGAGAGAGGGCUCUGGUCAGCCUUCGUCGAGGCUUGCAGCACCCUGAGACGCAGCAGACCUUCAUCUGGCUGGAGGGCAGCAUUCGGACCUUGGUCGGGCUUCUGACCAGCAGCCAAGCCCUGUUGCAGCUAGAGGCCGCUCGGUGCCUUCAUGAGCUCUCUCAUUCUGAGCAGUCUGCGGUGGCUGAGGCCUGCCUGCCAGCCACUUCAUACCUUCUCACCUACCUCUCCGGUCACAGCUCAGACUUUAUAGAGCUCUGUCUGUAUACACUGGGUAACCUGAUUGUGGAGAGUGAGGCUGUGAGAAGGCAGCUCCUGCCACAGGGCAUUGUUCCAGCUUUGGCUGCCUGCAUCCAGUCCCCCCAUCUGACUGUGCUGGAAGCCCUUGGAUAUGCCUUGUCCCAGCUCCUGCAGGCUAAGGAAGCUCCAGAGAUGAUCAUCCCCUCUGUCUUGGGCUCCACUCUCCCCCAGCAUAUCCUGCGACUGUUGCAACCUGGCCCAAAGCUGAACCUUGGGGUCGCUGUGGAGUUUGCUUGGUGCCUGCACUACAUCAUCUGCAGCCAGGUCAACAAUGCCCUGCUUAUCUACCAUGGGGGUCUGUCCACUCUGGGGCUGCUGCUGCUGGAUGUGGCUGGGGCUGUCCAGAGAACUGAGGAUGCAGGACUGGAGUUGCUGGCAUGCCCUGUGCUUCGGUGUCUAAGCAACUUGCUAACAGAAGCAGCGGUGGAGGUUGGGGGAGGGCCAAAUCAGCUCGAAGAUGAGCGUGUUGUGGCGGCCUUAUUUAUCCUUCUGCAGUUCUUCCUCCAGAAACAGCCCAGCCUACUUCCUGAGGGCCUCUGGCUCCUUAACAACCUCACUGCGAAUAGUUCUAGUUUCUGUACUUCCUUGCUCUCCAUGGAUCUGAUCGAGCCCCUCUUGCAGUUGCUGCCAGUUUCUAAUGUGGUGAGCGUAUUGGUGCUCACGGUUCUGUGCAAUGUGGCUGAGAAGGGUCCUGCUUACUGCCAACAUCUGUGGCCAGGGCCCUUGCUCCCCUGCUUGAUGGGCACGCUAGCGUCCUCUGAUACUGAAGUAGUAGGCCAGAGUUUAGAGCUGCUGCAAUUGCUGUUCCUCUAUCGGCCAGAGGCUGUGGAGGCGUUUCUGCAGCAAUCAGGGCUGCAGGUCCUCGAACAGCAUCAGGAGGAGGCACAGCUCCAGGAUCGUGUGCGUGCUCUCCAGAAGACAGCUCUUCACAGGUGAUCUGGCUUCUUGAUGCCACUCAUUCAGCUCAUCACCUCCCCCUACCCCCUCAACUUCCUUGCCCCUGGAUCCCCUUUUGAGGAUUUAGAACCAUGACAUCUCAUGUUCUCUGCUCCUGUGUU